UCCCUCUCUCUCUCCACACACGAGGAUGUCUACAGUCGAACGCGGAAGUCUCCACCCAGCAGCGUCGAACCUGUCGCCACAGACUCGAUCAUGACGGAGGAGCAGCAGCGGAGCGGAGUCGGAGGAGGAGGAGAAGCGGAGCGUCAGUGACAGAGAGGCGGUGAGAGAGAGAGCACACGAGGGGGGAAUCCAACCAGCAGCACCGCUCCACUGAACUGGACUUCAGACUGUCACAUGGCUUCACUGGGCAGCGCGGAGAGACGAGCCUUCGCCCUCAAAAUCAACAGGCACACCUCUGCAGAGAUCAGGAGACAGUAUGGGAACCAAGGCGUUCAUCACAGCCGGUCCAACUCCAACGCUUCGGCCUCAGUUUGCCUCACUGUGCCCCAGUCGUAUGACGCGGUGGAGCCCCUGGACCUGGAGGAGUUCCUGAUGUCACAGCUACGAAGUGGAGACUCUGACCUGAUGCAGGAACUUGGAGACUUCCCCGAGGAUGACCUGAAGGUGGAGCAGGUGGAGAAGGAGUGUCGCACCGUCAGAUACUCUGUUCCUGAAGAUGGAGUGGAGUUGGAGCCACACGUCAGAGACUGUGUGAAGAGUUACAUCCAGCCGUGGCUUGUGGUCUCUCGAAGGUGCCAGGGGGAUGGUUGGGGAGCGUACUCGGAGCGAGCUGGCCUUCACAAACUCCUUCGGAAACAGACCUUUGAGUCCGAUGUGCAGCCUGAAGACCAACAGAAACCGGUCAAGUCUCCGACUCUGGCCGGGCUGAGUGAUGACUCUGGCCGCACGCUGACCUCCUCGGACUUCAACUUGCGGUGUUUGACUCCCGACCAGAGGGUGGAGGGUCUGCUGGCCUACAGCAGCCACGAGGAGCUGGACCGCUUCAACCAGGAGUCGCGGCAGGGGAACAGACACCCUGAACUGUUUGCACUGUACCCGCCAGCUGAUGAGGAAGAUGCAGUGGAGAUCCGGCCCAUUCCAGACUGCCCCAAGGAACACACUGGAGACCGCAUCCUGGUUCGAUGCCAUGCCAUCAAGUUCGAGAUCGACAUUGAGCCUGUAUUUGCCACAAUGGCCCUGUAUGACCUGAAAGAGAAGAGAAAGAUAUCAGAGAACUUCUACUGUGACCUGAACUCAGAACAUUUGAAGAACUUCUUGAAACUUCACACGCCACAUGUGGAUCACUCCACCCUGGCCAGAUCUGCCAUCUUCUCCAUCACCUACCCCGCCCCAGAUAUCUACCUGGUCAUCAAGAUCGAGAAGGUUCUGCAGCAGGGCGAGAUCAGCCAGUGUGCUGACCCGUACACGACUUUGAAGGAGUGUGACUCUGCAAAGAACAAGGACAAGCUUGAGAAGCUGCGAGGCCACUCGGAGUCUUUCUGCCAGAAGCUGGGUCGCUACCGGAUGCCUUUUGCUUGGGCGACCGUGAAUGUCAUGGACUAUAUCUCCACUAACGCCUUAGACCGCGACGUCACAGACUCCGAUAGCCUGAGAGUCAAGUCGAGCAGCUUCGACCGGAAAGGGCAGCUUCCCAGGAGGAACUCUGAGCGCUACAGCACCAUCGAGGAUCAAUCCUGCAACGUUUCUGCCUUCAAACCUGUGACCAUCACUAUCAGCACCAUCUUCAAACAGGAGGGGGAUCGCUUGGGUGAUGAGGACUUGCUCAAGUUCCUGUCUGAUAUCAAGAAGAACUCCACUUCACAGAGAAGAAUCAAGACGAUUCCAGGUUCCAUUAAACUGGACAUGUCUCCAGUGCACGACACGCCUCUUGCAUGUUUGUCCCCCGAGCUCAUCCCUCUCAUACCAGUGUCUGAGAAAAACAUUCGUCCAGUCAAGGAGGUGCUGGAGUUCCCAUCCAGCGAGGUUUUUGUCCCGCACAACAUUUACAGGAACCUGCUCUUUGUCUACCCGCAGAGGCUCAACUUUGUGAACAGACUGACAUCAGCCAGAAACAUCACUGUCAAAAUCCAGUUCAUGAGCGAAGAGGACCCGGCCUCUUCUCUGCCUGUGAUUUUUGGCAAAUCAACUGGCCCUGAAUUCUUGGAGGAAGUCUACACACCUGUUACCUACCAUAACAAGUCCCCCGACUUCUAUGAGGAAGUGAAGCUGGUUCUUCCAGCACGUCUGACGCAGAGACAUCACCUGCUGUUCACCUUCUACCACAUCAGCUGCCAGCAGAAACAGAACCAGAGCGGCAGCUGUGAGACACUCAUUGGAUACUCUUGGCUGCCCAUACUGAAUAAUGACCGGCUGCAGAACGGUCAGUUCUGUCUGCCCAUCGUCUUGGAACGACUACCUGUCAACUACUCUCUGCACACGCCUGAGAAACUUCCUCCUCAGGCUCCUCCAGUCAAGUGGAUGGAAAGUCACAAAGGGCUUUUCAACCUGGAGAUCCAGGCCGUGUCGUCUGUACACACACAGGACAACCAUCUGGAGCGUUUCUUCACCCUCUGCCAUGCCCUGGAGGGCGGAGCUACAUUCCCUCUGCGGGUCAGGGAGGAGAAAAUUCCAGAGAACAAGCUGGAGCAUGAGCUGAAGCUCAGCAUCAUCUCCCUGUCCUCCUCCAGACUAGAGCCGCUGGUCCUCUUUCUCCACCUGGUGCUGGAUAAACUCUUCACACUCAUCAUGCAGCCCAUGGUCAUCGCAGGCCAGACUGCCAAUCUGGCCCAGAUAGCCUUCGAAUCAGUGGUGUCCAUCGUCAACAGUCUUCAUAACAGCCAGGAGCUGAUCCGGGACCAGCAGGGCAGGAACAGCCUCUUGGCGACCUACCUUUACUGGGUGUUUUGUCUGCCUGAUCCCCCUCGAGAAGUGCAGAAUACAGUUACAGGGAGUACGAUGGCUCCUGCAGAGAGCCGUUACAGCACCAUGGGUCGGGCCACAGCAGUCACAGUGGGCAACAUGCUUCUCCAGUCCAGAAUCCGCAGCAGCAGCAACCCCGACAUCCCGGCUCCGCACAUGUCUGCUGAAGAUGCUGAGAUCAAAAGCAUCUUCUCCGCCAAGGGUAGCAACAACCCAGGCUGCCGUAUGUCCACCUACUCAGAUGUAAACAACCACGUGAACACAGCAGGAGGCACCAGGCCCUCCAACAGGAAGCAGUUUCAUGAGGAGCUCGCCCUGCAGAUGGUCGUCAGCACGGGCGUCUGCAGAGAGAACGCGUACAAAUAUGCCUGGUUCUUCUUCGAGCUGCUGGUGAAAAGCAUGGCCCAGCACGUGUCUCAGCUGGACAAGCAGAACGUCCCUCGAAGAAAUCGCUUCUCCGACCGGUUUAAAGAUGACAUCACCACCAUCGCCUCCGUGGUUACAGCUGAGAUUGGCACCAUCCUCGUCAAACAGCAGAAGGAGGUAGAGCAAGCGGAGAAAGUCAACAUCAGCCUGGCCUUCUUCCUCUAUGACCUCCUGUCCCUCAUGGACCGAGGAUUUAUUUUCCAGCUGGUGAAAAACUACUGCAACCAGAUGUCGGCUAAAAGUGUUUCAAUGCCGACAUUGAUCACCAUGCGUCUGGAGUUCCUGCGAAUCCUGUGCAGCCACGAGCACUACCUCAACCUGAGCCUCUUCUUCAGCAGCCCAACCUCUGCCCCCGCCUCACCAUGUCCAUCCAUCUCCUCACAGAGCUCCGGCUCGUGUAGCUUCCAGGAGCAGCAGAGGAUCUUGGGGCUGUUUGAGCUUUCUCAGGAUUUCAAGCAGCAGCAUUACCUCGCGGGUCUGCUGCUGACGGAGCUCAGUGCCGCCUUAGACAUGGAGUCAGAGGGGGGAAAGGUCCAGAGAAAAGCCAUCAAUGCCAUCUAUAGUCUGCUGUGUUCUCAUGAUCUCGACCAUCGUUGUAUUAAACCUGAGGUCAGAGCCAAGGUGGCCGCUCUCUACCUCCCCCUGGUGGGGAUUAUCAUAGACUCCACCAAUUAUCUGGACUUCACUGUUUCUGAGACUCGAGGCGGGAAAAACAAGAUGGGCAUAUCUGACGACGACCUUGAAAAUGUGCCACCCAUCAAUCAGUCUGUUGCCAUGGCGAUCGCUGGGAACCCAUUCAACACGCUGGGCCGGAAUGUUCUCGUCUCCAUGGCGUCCAUGCAAGGUAAAUCCGUAGCCACCCUGGCGGCGGACACCAGCCGCCACCUGUUGGUGUGUUUCCUGUGGGUGAUAAAGAACGCAGACCGGAUUCUAAUUCAGCGCUGGACUGUGGACAUGCCUCCGUCACAGCUCAACAAGCUGCUGGAGCUCCUCACCAUCUGUGUGUCCUGCUUCGAGUACAGGGGGAAGCAGAGCACUGACAAAGUGAGCACCCAGGCCUUACAGAAGUCCCAGCAGGCCAAGCUGCAGCUGGAAGAAGCCCUGCUGAGAGGAAUGGGAGCCCGCGGGGAAAUGAUGAAACGAGUUGGAGGAAUGGACAGGACCAUGGGACAGAGAGAGAACCUGCGCUGGAGGAAAGACCUCACCCAGUGGAGACAGACCAAUGACAAACAGGACAAGACUAAAGCAGAGCUGGACCAGGAGGCUCUGAUCAGUGGGAACCUGGCCACAGAGACAAACCUCAUCGUACUGGACCUGCUGGAGACCAUCGUACAGGCGGUGCCAUUGGCUGACUGUAAGGACAGCGUGGUCGGCGGAGUGUUGAAAGUGUUACUUCACUCUCUGACGUGCAACCAGAGCUCCACUUUCCUCUGUCACACGUUCAGCACGCUCAGAGGGCUCGUUGUCAAGUUUGGGGACCUGUUGUUUGAGGAGGAGGCGGAGCAGUGUGCAGACCUGUGCCAGAAGGUGCUUCAGUACUGCAGCAGCCCUGUUGAUGAGAACAGGAGCCAGGCCUGUGCCACGCUCUAUCUCAUCAUGAGAUACAGCUACAGCAAUGCCAGUAACUUCUCAAGAGUGAAGAUGCAGGUCACCAUGUCUCUGGCCUCGCUGGUGGGCAAGUCCUCAGACUUCCAGGAGGAAAACUUACGAUGCUCGCUCCGCACCAUCCUGGCCUACGCAGAGGAGGACACGGAGAUGCAGAGCACUCAGUUGCCCUCACAGGUAGACGAGCUGCUCAGGAACCUUAACAGUAUUCUAUCAGACACAGUGAAAAUGAGGGAGUUCCAGGAGGACCCGGAGAUGCUCAUGGACCUCAUGUACAGGAUAGCGAAGGGCUAUCAGACAUCUCCUGACCUGCGUCUGACCUGGCUGCAGAACAUGGCAGAGAAGCACAACAACAGGAAGUGUUACACCGAGUCGGCCAUGUGUCUGGUGCACGCUGCCGCCCUGGUGGCCGAGUACCUCAGCAUGCUGGAGGAUCACAAGUACCUGCCUGUUGGGAGUGUCACCUUCCAGGCGGCCGAGCUCUUCAGCAAUGGCUGUCUCUACGAGGCUGUGAAUGAAGUCUACAAGGUCAUCCUGCCUGUCUUAGAGGCUCACCGAGAUUUCAGGAAACUGGCAUCCACUCAUGACAAACUACAGAGAGCCUUUGACAACAUCAUUAAAAAGGGCCAUAAGAGGAUGUUUGGAACCUAUUUCCGGGUGGGUUUUUAUGGGGCCAAGUUUGGUGACCUGGACGAGCGAGAAUUCAUUUACAAGGAGCCAGCGAUCACACAUCUGCCUGAGAUAUCACACAGGCUGGAGAACUUCUACAGUCAGUGUUUUGGAGAAGAGACGUUGCAGAUGAUCAAGGACUCGACGCCAGUGGACAGAAAACAACUGAACCCCAGCAAGGCAUACAUCCAGAUCACUUACGUGGAGCCCUACUUUGAUGACUACGAGAUGAAAGACCGGCUGACAAACUUCGAGAAGAACUUCAACCUGCGGCGCUUCAUGUACACCACGCCCUUCACCAAGAGCGGGAGGCCGCGGGGCGAGCUGAACGAGCAGUACAAGAGGAAAACCCUCCUCACCACCAUGCACGCCUUCCCUUACGUCAAGACCCGCAUCAACGUCAUCCAGAAAGAGGAGUUUGACCUGACUCCGAUCGAGGUGGCCAUAGAGGACAUGCAGAAGAAGACCAGAGAGCUGGCAGUCGCCACCCACAGGGAGCAGCCUGACGCCAAGAUGCUGCAGAUGCUGCUGCAAGGCUCGGUGGGAGCCACUGUCAACCAGGGCCCGCUGGAGGUGGCCCAGGUCUUCCUGAAUGAGAUCCCAGCGGACCCCAAGCUCUUCCGUCACCACAAUAAACUGCGCCUGUGUUUCAAAGAGUUUAUAAUGAGGUGUGGCGAGGCAGUGGAGAAGAAUAAGCACCUGAUCACGUUUGACCAGAAGGAAUACCAGCAGGAGCUGAAGAAGAACUACAACCGCCUGAGAGAGAACCUGAGGCCGAUGCUGGAGAGGAAAAUUCCCGAGCUCUACAAGCCCAUCAUCAGGCCUCGGCUGGAGAACAGGGAUUCCUUCAAACGUCUAAGUUUUCGCAGAAAUCCGGAAGAGAACUCCUGAGACGCUGUGGCUCAUCUGGGAGCGGAGGGUGAGACUGUCACACAGCCCAGAGAGGAAAAGAGAAGACGAGAUGAAAGGAACUGCCGCUGAUACCGUAGCACUCCUUUUGUGUGGGAGCAGCACAUUGUGUCCAACAACGAUCCAGCAGUGUGUGUGUUUGUGUGCUGCCACGUUUGUCCACGGUUUUGAUUUCAUGGCUGUUUGUUACGAGAGGUUAAAGGAGAGUGAGCACACAGAAAAGAAAAACAGAUUGGUUGGACUCUCAAGCAAAGUGUAGCUUAUUGAGCACUCACUGUAAAAUCAUCAGACACUUUCGCUCUGUUGAUUUCCUUUUUUUAUAUAUAUAUAUAUAUAUAUAUAAAGAUAACUGCAAGUCCUAAUAAUGCUGCAAACAUUUCCUCUAGUAGAGACGCAGACUGGAGUUCCUCACCGAGGUCCUUGCUGGCCCAGGGCCUGUAUGUGUGCCAGUAAUGAUCCUGUCCUGUGUUUGUAUGUGUAUGUAAAUGUAUGGAUGGAUGGACGUGUGUUUGUUUAGAUCAUGUUUGGAGUAGGAGAUUUUAGUGCCAUACUGAGGUCACUUUGUACUCGGUGAUGAUAAAUGAUUUUGUCAUGUGCUAAAGGGCCGCUGAAAUCCCAUUCUGUGCCAGGUUAGAGUAGCAAGGGUAUGGAUGGAUUUCUGCACAAUAGAAAAAGUCGAUACGAUUGCCUGUGGUAGCUCUCGAGGCCAUUCUGGUCCUGUUGUCGGACAUACAGAACCUGAUCAUGUAGCUUAACUUAUGAAGAGUGAUGUAAUGUAACUUCACAGGACGCAAAUAGAGGCUCUUAAUUACUCAUACCUUCUCUUUAAAACCCACGCUUUGUAUAUAGUAGAGGUAUUAUUCCAUGAGAUGUUUACAAAGGUAUGAAAAACUAUUUUGCAUUUUAUUUGAUGGAAUAUGUAUUUUUUAGAUAAAUAACAGCAAUAAUGAUACUACUUGGAAAUAGCAUUCAGUAAGUAGGACUCCGUGAGUGGACUUUUACAACCUCAGUGUAUGUUCCUAUAGUUUUAGCACCUGUUUGUAGAUAGACCACUCCAACUAUACACGCAGUGCCAAAUCAAAUUAUUUUCUUAUUUGCUUAGGAACUGAGAUCCUUAAACCAGGACUGCAAUAAUUUGAAAAAGUCACUCCACUGCUUGGCAAUGUGAAUCGUGUUAACUCUGUGUCUGAAUACAUUCCAGAAGAGAAAUGUAUACUACUGCUUCGGAGUAUUAAAAAAAAGUGACAACCUGAUUUUAAUUUGACAACCAUGAAACGGCUCAUUUCAUCCGUGUUAUGUUGCAGCUCAUUACUGUUUUUCAGAAGUGCACAUGUGCUUUCAAAAGUGGGUAUACAUUUUAAUUCCUAUAAAUUAUGAAUACUCUUUUGAAAACAUCUUUGCUCUGUUUCUAGUUACAUCUAUUAUUUAUGAACCGUCAAAUGAUUUUUUUUUAGAAUCGUUAAUUACUAUGAAAAACGUAUUAAUCCAAAUGUAUACCUAUUUUUGAAAAGUGCAGGAUAUUUUGAGACCUGGUGUUAUAAACAUAUUUUGGUGGCAUUCAGCCACAGGAGACUGCAUUUAUGUUUCUUUGAGUUCUUUGUUUGUUAAUAUCUGUUCUGUUUUAUUAAAUGUGGAAUUUAAACUUGUCAUUCAUACAAUGCUGUUGAAGCACCGGAAUAAAACUUAAUAUAUAAACAUAA
Pleuronectes platessa (European plaice) is the source of this 8108-nucleotide messenger RNA. It is a transcript of the gene dock8, whose product is annotated as dedicator of cytokinesis 8. The record is from RefSeq and is a predicted model, not a curated record. Gene Ontology annotation, molecular function: guanyl-nucleotide exchange factor activity. Gene Ontology annotation, cellular component: cell leading edge. Lineage: Eukaryota; Metazoa; Chordata; Actinopteri; Pleuronectiformes; Pleuronectidae. Gene Ontology annotation, biological process: small GTPase-mediated signal transduction; positive regulation of establishment of T cell polarity; positive regulation of GTPase activity.